AUGAGAGUUUUAGGCCAUGGGGUUGAUAUAGUACGAAUAGAGCGGUUUCAACGACUUGUCGGUAAAAACCCGUCGGAUGCAUACGUCAAACGUUUGACACGACGCAUCAUGCACGAAGUGCAUGAGGCUCCACAUUUCGAAGCACUAAGAGCAGCCGGUCGGUUUGAGAAAAGUGUGGUGUAUUUGGCAGGUACAUGGGCCAUUAAAGAGGCCAUCUAUAAGAGCAUUGAUGACGCUGAUCAAAAAAAGUUUCAGUUUAACCGCUGGUAUAGGGUGUAUGGUAGUCGAGGACAGCCAAUUGUGGGAAGCGACGUUUUUGACAAAAAUCAACAAUUUCUUGUUAGUGUGUCUCAUGAUGGAGGAACAUUGAUAGCCAGUGUGAUACGGCAAAUGAAAGAAUGCACUUGA
Messenger RNA from Meyerozyma guilliermondii ATCC 6260, 408 nucleotides. It is a transcript of the gene PPT2, whose product is annotated as holo-[acyl-carrier-protein] synthase. The transcript has a single exon. The coding region runs from base 1 to 408 and encodes 135 amino acids. Gene Ontology annotation, molecular function: magnesium ion binding; holo-[acyl-carrier-protein] synthase activity. Lineage: Eukaryota; Fungi; Ascomycota; Pichiomycetes; Serinales; Debaryomycetaceae. The record is from RefSeq and is a predicted model, not a curated record.